This is a messenger RNA of Penicillium brevicompactum, 867 nucleotides long. Its product is annotated as putative mitochondrial genome maintenance protein Mgm101. NCBI's taxonomy places the organism in Eukaryota, Fungi, Ascomycota, Eurotiomycetes, Eurotiales, Aspergillaceae. Gene Ontology annotation, biological process: recombinational repair; interstrand cross-link repair. The record is from RefSeq and is a predicted model, not a curated record. The coding region runs from base 1 to 867 and encodes 288 amino acids. Gene Ontology annotation, cellular component: mitochondrial nucleoid; mitochondrial chromosome. Gene Ontology annotation, molecular function: single-stranded DNA binding. The transcript is spliced from 2 exons.
AUGUCUGCACCUUUCCAAAUGCGCCCUUUGAGGGCAAUUGGGGUUCUCCAAAAUGCCACACAAUCAUCAUACGCCCCAAGAGCAGCCAGCCACCGAAUCAGCCAGCUCUAUAACCCCAUGAGCAAGCGAACAAUCACCUACAGUCAAAACCGCAACCAAACGGCAACCAAGCCCUCGCCAGCGUCACCAGCGUCUUCUACCCCGAAAUCCUCCCCAUCCACAGCGAGCAGCUCGGCAUCUCGCGUCUCAGCCCCCACCCCAGAACGUACAACCACCGAGAACAUCUCCAAAAGCGGACUAUCCGACAAGCCCCUCGAGCUCGAGAACCCUGUCGAAGAGAAGAUCGACUGGACCCGCUCUUUCCACGGUCUAUCAGCCGCACCCUUCCCCAAAGAAGCGGCCGAUAUCCUCCUCGCCGAGACCGAUCCCAACGAAGUCGAGAUCAAGCCUGAUGGCAUCCUUUACCUGCCCGAGAUCAAAUACCGACGCAUUCUGAACCGCGCGUUCGGUCCUGGUGGCUGGGGUCUUGUGCCUCGUAGCGAGAGUAUCGUUACGCCCAAGACAGUGACGAGAGAAUACGCUCUUGUUUGCAAUGGACGUCUCGUUUCCGUUGCCCGUGGUGAACAGGAUUAUUUCUCUCCCGAUGGUAUUCCCACUGCUACUGAGGGGUGUCGGUCGAAUGCGCUGGUGCGCUGCUGCAAGGAUCUAGGAAUCGCGAGUGAGUUGUGGGAUCCGCGCUGGAUCCGCAAUUAUAAAACCAAGUACACGCGGGAGGUCUUUGUUGAACAUGUGGUUAACAAGCGGAAGUCGAAGAUCUGGACCCGCAAGGAUGAUCCCGUUGGAUACCCUUGGAAGGAGAGUAAAUAG